AUGAGAAAGAGUUUCUAAAUAAUUUUUGGAAUUGAUAGCCGUAAAGAAAAAAGAGAACCAAUUAUUUAAGAGAGAGUUUAACAAGAGUUUGUGUUUGAUUCUUAAAAGAGUGAAUAGCAUUAAAACUAAUUUUUAAUGAUGAAUCUAUAAAGAAAGAGAACUAACCAAUAUUUAUAUGCUUCAGAAAGAUUAAGGUCAAUUUAUCAAAUUAAAAUAUAAUCUAAUGGAUUUGAAAAGAUUCCUAUCAUAGCUUAUCCAAAAGAUAAUACAGAAGUAAUUGGAUUAUUUCAAGUCAUGGAAAAAAGUAAAUUUGAAUUUGAAUCAUGCUAGAUGGAAUUAGAGAGCCUCGAUAGUGGAUCAUUAUUUGGUGAAAAAUUAGCUCAAAAAAGUGCAAUUAUAAUGACUUGUGUUAGUAAGGAAGACUUUAGACCUUACUAUGCUUAAGAACAGAGUCAGGAUAAUGAUAAUAUCUAAUCUUAGUCUUCAUAACAGCAUCAUAAGAAAAUAAAGUAGCCCAAAAAGCAAUAAACUAUUUUUGGCCUAAACAAAUCUAAAGUAGAAUUUAUAAGAGAAGAUAAAGAAUAAAAAUCUUAAUAUAAUAAUUCAGAAUCUCACUUUAAAAGAUUAGGCGGAAUAUUGGAGGAUUAUAUUCUAUUCUAUUGCCCUCUUUUUUAAAAGAUGAAAGUGUUCAUAACAAAGUCGUUCAAGAUAAAAGUUUUGAGGAAAAGAUGUUCAAUCUAAUAAUAAAUUCUCAAAAAUAUCUAAAUUGAAUUUUCAAAUUUGAACAAGAUAAAAUUUACUAAUGAUUUAUAUUUUGAGUUAAAUGAUUCAUUCUAAUAGAUUGGUUUAAAAAAAACUAAUUCUUAAAUAAAUUCUGAUGAUUAAACUAGUAGAAGGAAAAUAACAAAUACAAAAUCAAAUUAAAUCAAAUUCUGUAAUGAAAAAAAUCCAUUCAUCAUCUGGGAUGAUGAUAAUCUUUCAUUAAACAAUAGAUUUUCAACUCCUUGGUAGAGUUCAAACCUUAUGAAAGUUUUUUUUAAUGAAUUUGAUGAUUAUAAUAGAAUUUCUGAAAAUAUAUAAUUUGAAGAUAAUGGAAAAUAAUUGGAAAAUCAAGAAAAAAGAUGA
Molecule: messenger RNA, 1125 nt
Organism: Paramecium tetraurelia
Lineage: Eukaryota; Ciliophora; Oligohymenophorea; Peniculida; Parameciidae
Exons: 2
Source: RefSeq, a predicted model, not a curated record